Messenger RNA from Parus major (Great Tit), 1639 nucleotides. It is a transcript of the gene NIPAL2, whose product is annotated as NIPA like domain containing 2. Bases 293 to 1384 code for a protein of 363 amino acids. Gene Ontology annotation, biological process: magnesium ion transport. The record is from RefSeq and is a predicted model, not a curated record. Gene Ontology annotation, molecular function: magnesium ion transmembrane transporter activity. Lineage: Eukaryota; Metazoa; Chordata; Aves; Passeriformes; Paridae. Gene Ontology annotation, cellular component: membrane. The transcript is spliced from 11 exons.
UCAGAGACAGAAAAAAAGGCACCUGAAUGCCCUGCGGAGGAGCAGGAAAACCUUCUGUCAAGCUCGCCUUCCUCUCCUAUGCUCCAACUAGUCCCCAGCUAAGGGUGUCCUGGUGCCCACCAGCAACUGCAGCCUGGCCACACACACCUGUGUGCAGUGACCCAUGUGAGGAGCCUUCCCCACACCAGGAAGAGUGCCACGUCCACCUCCUGUUCUCCUCCUCACAGCCACCCCUCCCCACUGGUGUGGCAGUGCAUGGCAUGGCCAGUGGCUGGGGCCUGAGGGCAGGGGCAUGGACAUCAUCCCAGGCACAUGGAAUGCAUCCUUUGGGGCACCGGGCACCGGGAGCGGGUCCCUGUCUGGCCCCUGGUACAGCACACACAAGACUCAACUCUUGGGAGUUUUACUUGCUGCUGCUUCAAAUUUUCUUAUCAGUGUCUCUUUGAAUAUACAGAAAUGCGCUCAUCUCCGACUGGUUUGCCGAGCAGAGCAGAAGCCCUACUACACGAGCAAGCUCUGGUGGUGUGGGGUUACCCUCCUGGGGCUUGGAGAGCUGGGCAAUUUCACAGCCUAUGGAUUCGCCCCCAUUACUCUUGUCGCUCCACUGGGAUGUGUUUCUGUUAUAGGUAGUGCAUUUAUUUCUGUCUUUUUCCUAAAGAAGACCAUGAGGACUGCUGAUAUAUUGGGAGGAGCACUGACAAUAACAGGGACAUACUUGUUGGUGACAUUCGCUCCAAUUGUACCUCAAGAGCUCACAGCAAGACAAGUGCAGAAUUACUUAGUGAGCUGGCCUUUUUUGGCAUAUUCAAUUUUAGAAAUUAUAAUAUUCUGCAUUCUCCUCUAUUUUUACAAAAGAAAGGCUGUGAAACACAUUGUGGUUUUGUUAAUGAUGGUAGCUCUACUGGCAUCACUGACUGUCAUUGCUGUUAAAGCUGUGUCCAGCAUGAUAGCACUUUCUGUGAAGGGGAAAAUGCAGCUAACCUACUCCGUUUUCUAUGUCAUGAGUGUUUUAAUGGCAACUUCUUGUGCUUUCCAAAUCAAGUUCUUGAAUCAAGCAAUGCAUCUGCAUGAAGCAACAGCAGUUGUCCCCAUUAAUUUUGUGCUCUCCACCUCCAGUGCCAUCAUUUCAGGAGUCAUAUUUUAUCGGGAAUUCCAAGGUGCAGCUUUACUGAGUGUGUUCAUGUUUCUGUUCGGGUGUCUCCUAUCUUCCCUUGGUGUGAUUAUAAUUGCAAGAAAUAAAACAGAGAAGCAUUUACAGUUUCCUUUUAUUGACUGUGGACAUAUUCCUGGACAAAAACUGACAGGCAAAAUACAACCAGGUUCUCACAGUUCAUGCUAUGGCACACUGAAUAAGGAAGAUGACUCAGUGAAAAGGCAAAGCUGAAAGAAGAAAGUACUUCACGUGCCAAUUAACAAGAGGAACACCACUGGAACAAGGAGCAGUAGCACAUUUUUAUUGAGCAUGUUCAAGUAUACAUUGAACUUCUUUAUGCUGAUGAGUCAUAGUAUUAUUUAAUACUAAUUUAUUUAUCCCAUGAUUGUACCAAAUGUGAUCUAAAGAUAAAGGAAGCCUUAACAGAAACCAAAUAACCAUUAAUGAAAUGAAAUAAUCUCCUAGUAUCAAGGCCUCUUGAGGACA